CAUGGCGGAAUCCCCCAUCAAACCCUCCUGGUAGUUAUUUGAGCGGCGGCGGCGGCCGGAGGAGGAGGAGAGCGGCGGCGGCGGCGGCGGCGGCGGGAGCAGCGAAGGGGGCAGAGGGGAUCCUCGGGGCUGCCGGCUGGGAAGGCGUGGGCACCCCGGUGUGUGGCGCGUCCGGAGACCCGCGUUUCAGCCCGAGGGAAGAAUUCAUCUGAUAGAAGGAAUUUCAACAACUUUCUUGAUUUUUGUAUGAAAUAGUGAAAAUUCCAGCUCCUGUUAAAGAAGCCAGUUGAGGGCAAUUCUCCAUGAAUGUACGUCACAAUGAUGAUGACCGACCAAAUCCCUCUGGAACUACCGCCAUUGCUGAACGGAGAGGUAGCCAUGAUGCCCCACUUGGUGAAUGGGGAUGCAGCUCAGCAGGUCAUUCUUGUUCAAGUUAAUCCAGGUGAGACUUUCACAAUAAGAGCAGAGGAUGGAACACUUCAGUGCAUUCAAGGACCUGCUGAAGUUCCCAUGAUGUCACCCAAUGGCUCCAUUCCUCCCAUCCAUGUGCCUCCAGGUUAUAUCUCACAGGUGAUUGAAGACAAUACUGGAGUCCGCCGGGUGGUGGUCACACCCCAGUCUCCUGAGUGUUACCCCCCAAGCUACCCCUCAGCCAUGUCUCCAACCCACCACCUACCCCCCUACCUGACUCACCACCCCCAUUUUAUUCAUAACUCACACACGGCUUACUACCCACCUGUUACUGGACCUGGAGAUAUGCCGCCUCAGUUUUUUCCUCAGCACCAUAUUCCCCCUACAAUAUACGGCGAGCAAGAAAUCAUACCACUCUAUGGAAUGUCAAGCUACAUUACCCGGGAAGACCAGUACAGCAAGCCUCCACACAAAAAACUGAAAGACCGCCAGAUUGACCGCCAGAACCGCCUCAACAGUCCCCCAUCUUCUAUCUACAAAAGCAACUGCACACCCGUGUACAACGGCUACGGGAAGGGCCACAGUGCUGGAGGAGGUGGAGGCAGUGGAGGAGGCGGCGGGGGCGGGCCAGGGAGUAAGAAAACAGAGCGGCGAGCAAGGAGCAGUCCGAAGUCGAAUGAUUCAGAUUUGCAAGAGUAUGAGUUGGAAGUAAAGAGGGUGCAAGACAUUCUUUCAGGAAUAGAGAAACCACAGGUUUCUAAUAUUCAGGCAAGAGCGGUUGUGCUGUCCUGGGCUCCCCCUGUUGGACUUUCAUGUGGACCCCACAGCGGUCUUUCUUUCCCCUACAGCUAUGAGGUCGCCUUAUCUGACAAAGGACGGGACGGAAAGUACAAGAUAAUUUACAGUGGAGAAGAAUUAGAAUGUAACCUGAAAGAUCUCAGACCAGCGACUGAUUAUCAUGUGAGGGUAUAUGCCAUGUACAAUUCCGUAAAGGGAUCCUGCUCCGAGCCCGUUAGCUUCACCACCCACAGCUGUGCACCUGAGUGUCCCUUCCCACCGAAGCUGGCACACAGGAGCAAAAGUUCGCUAACCUUGCAGUGGAAGGCACCAAUUGAUAAUGGUUCAAAAAUCACCAACUACCUUUUAGAAUGGGAUGAGGGGAAAAGAAACAGUGGUUUCAGACAGUGCUUCUUUGGGAGUCAGAAGCACUGCAAGUUGACAAAGCUUUGUCCGGCGAUGGGGUACACAUUCAGGCUGGCUGCUCGGAAUGACAUCGGCACCAGUGGUUAUAGCCAAGAGGUGGUAUGUUACACAUUAGGAAACAUUCCUCAGAUGCCCUCUGCACCAAGACUUGUUCGAGCUGGGGUCACAUGGGUCACGUUGCAGUGGAAUAAACCAGAAGGCUGUUCACCUGAGGAAGUGGUCACCUACACUUUGGAAAUCCAGGAGGAUGAAAAUGAUAACCUUUUCCACCCAAAAUACACUGGAGAGGACUUAACCUGUACUGUGAAAAAUCUCAAAAGAAGCACACAGUAUAAAUUCAGGCUGACUGCUUCUAAUGUGGAAGGGAAGAGUUGUCCAAGUGAAGUUCUGGUGUGUACGACAAGCCCUGACCGGCCUGGGCCUCCCACAAGACCCCUCAUUAAAGGACCAGUUACAUCUCAUGGCUUUAGUGUCAAAUGGGAUCCUCCAAAGGACAAUGGUGGUUCGGAAAUACUCAAGUACUUGCUGGAGAUUACUGAUGGAAAUUCUGAAGCGAGUCAGUGGGAAGUGGCGUACAGUGGAUCGGCUACGGAAUACACUUUCACCCACUUGAAACCAGGCACUUUGUACAAACUCCGAGCAUGCUGCAUCAGUACUGGUGGACACAGUCAGUGUUCCGAAAGUCUCCCUGCUCGCACGCUAAGCAUUGCACCGGGUCAGUGUCGACCACCGAGGGUCUUGGGUCGACCAAAGCACAAAGAAGUCCACUUAGAGUGGGAUGUUCCUGCCUCAGAAAGUGGCUGCGACCAGGUCUCGGAGUACAGUGUGGAGAUGACAGAACCUGAGGAUGUAGCUUCCGAGGUGUACCACGGGCCAGAGCUCGAGUGCACUGUUGGCAACCUGCUCCCCGGAACCAUGUAUCGUUUCCGGGUGAGGGCUCUGAAUGAUGGAGGGUAUGGCCCCUAUUCUGAUGUCUCAGAAAUUACCACUGCUGCCGGGCCUCCUGGACAGUGCAAAGCACCUUGUAUUUCUUUUACACCUGAUGGAUGUGUCCUAGUGAGUUGGGAGAGUCCUGAGAGCUCUGGUGCCGACAUCUCAGGGUACAGGUUGGAAUGGGGAGAAGAUGAAGAAUCCUUAGAACUCAUUUAUCAUGGGACAGACACCGGCUUUGAGAUAAGGGAUCUGUUGCCUGCUGCACAAUAUUGCUGUAGACUACAGGCUGUCAAUCAAGCUGGAGCAGGGCCGUAUAGUGAGCUUGUCCUCUGCCAGACACCAGCAUCUGCCCCUGACCCUGUCUCCACUCUCUGUGUCCUGGAAGAGGAGACCCUCAAUGCCUACCCUGAUUCACCUUUUGUGUGCCUUGUACUGAACUGGGAAGAGCCGUGCAAUAAUGGAUCUGAAAUUCUUGCUUACAAUAUUGAUCUUGGAGACGCUAGCAUCACCGUGGGCAAUACCACCACCCAUGUUAUAAAAGACCUCCUUCCAGAAACCACCUACCGGAUCAGAAUUCAGGCUGUAAAUGAAAUCGGAGCUGGACCAUUUAGUCAGUUCAUUAGGGCAAAAACUCGGCCAUUACCACCCUUGCCUCCGAGGCUCGAAUGUGCUGCAGCAGGGCCCCAGAGCCUGAAGCUCAAAUGGGGAGACAGUAACACCAAGACACACGCAGCCGAUGACGUGGUGUACACACUGCAGUUGGAGGACAGAAACAAGAGGUUUAUUUCCAUCUACAGAGGACCCAGCCAUACCUACAAAGUCCAGAGACUGACAGAAUUCACAUGCUACUCCUUCAGAAUCCAGGCAUCGAGCGAGGCUGGGGACGGGCCCUUCUCAGAAACCUAUACCUUCAGCACAACCAAAUGCAUCCCCCCCACCAUCAAAGCACCUCGAGUAACACAGUUGGAAGGAAAUUCAUGUGAAAUUUUAUGGGAGACGGUACCACCAAUGAAAGGUGACCCUGUCAACUACAUCCUGCAGGUAUUGGUUGGAAGAGAAUCUGAGUACAAACAGGUAUACAAGGGAGAAGAAGCAACAUUCCAAAUCUCAGGCCUCCAGACCAACACAGACUACCGGUUCCGCGUGUGUGUGUGCCGCCGCUGUUUAGACACCUCUCAGGAGCUAAGCGGAGCGUUCAGCCCCUCUGCGGCUUUUGUAUUACAACGAAGUGAGGUCAUGCUUACAGGGGACAUGGGGAGCUUAGAUGAUCCCAAAAUGAAGAGCAUGAUGCCUACUGAUGAACAGUUUGCAGCCCUCAUUGUGGUUGGCUUUGCAACUUUGUCCAUUUUAUUUGCCUUUAUAUUACAGUACUUCUUAAUGAAGUAAACAAACCCAACAAAACUAGAGGUAUGAAUUUAAUGCUACACAUUUUAAUACACACAUUUAUUCAGAUACUCCCCUUUUUAAGCCCUUCUGUUCUUUGAUUUAUAUACUUCUCUUGUUUUACAGAUUUAGCUAGGAAAAAAAAAUAUCAGUGUUUUGGUGCACCUUUUUGAAAUGCAAAACUAGGAAGAGAUUAAACUGGAUUUAAAAAAAAAAAAAAAAAGAAGAAGAAGAAGAAGAAAAGCAAACCAGAUACCAAAAGCUAGCUUUCUUAUGUUUUCUUUUAAAUUUUCAGAUUUGCCUUUAUUGUUUUCACUGAUGUCUUUUGCAAGCCUUUGAUUUUUUUUUUCUUCCAUGUUAUGGUUUAGUAAUUUAUAUUCACCGGUCACUUCUUUUGUCUUGAUCAGAUAUCUGUCUCUGUGAACAUGAAUCACAGUGUGUGUCCUUACAGGUCUAGGAUUUCGGUGUUGUCAGAGUGUAUUACCACACAACCACAACCGCAACCACAAUGUACACAAGAUGUGUUCUCUCAGAUAAGGCUGCCCUAAACGACCCUCACUCAGUUAUUUAACUGUUUAGCUCAUUUAAAUCAAAAAUGUGUACUUAAAAUGUUUUAAUAAUCUGUAUUUCUUAUGAUUUUUAACACUAUGAGCUGCCUGUCUAAGAAAUCAAGUAACCAAAAUGCACCUAUAAAUUAUGGAACAUUGUCAGUUUUACCCCAGCGAUUCAUAGCAGUAACUUUAAGAGGGCAUUGUGCAAUAGUUGUUUCCUUGUUCAGCUAUUUUAAAAGCUGCUUUAACUUGUUUGUUUGUCUUUGUGUAUAACUACUUCUAAUCACUAGAGUUAUUAUAUUCUGUUAUGUUUGACCAGAGUUAUAUGACGAGAACUGGUGACAGUUUAGUGCCUCUGCCCAUUGUCCGUGAUUUACACUAAUUGUGAGCAGUCUUCUUACACGUCAGCUCAUUGUUUUUGAAAGACUUGCUGUUAGGCUGUUCUUUGAGGUAUCAAUGAAGUGAUUUGAGUUUCAGUACCUUAAUUCAGUGCACAUCAUCUUAAUCCAACAGCGGAUAAAAACUGAUAAAACCCAAAAGAGAGUUACCUAAUUUGUAGUUCCUAUUUUUGUGGGGUUGACCUGGCCAUGUGUGGAGAGGGAAUGAUAUUUGGUGGUAAGCACAGGGUGUUUUGGGGGUGAAGGAGCCUAGAUUCCCUCCCUGGAUCUGUUACUAACUUGCUGCGUGACCUGAACACGUCACUUUACCUCUCUGUGCCUCAGUUUCCCAUGCAUUAAAAAUAAAAUGAAAUAAAAUAAAAUGGGGAUUCUAAUGUUUGUAAGUGCUUUGAGAUCCUUGAUCAACAGGUGCUAUUGGAGUGCAAAGUGUUACUCUUGCAUGUUUAUUCUGAGUCAUGAGAUAAUCAAUUUUAACCCAAAGUCAUUGGAUUAUUUAUAUGAAGUCCAUAAUGUUCACGUACCUCAGGGACAUUUAAGAGUUGGAGGUGCAAAUAUAUUCCAAAAGGGUGCAACAGACACAGUGUAUCCCCCUGCUUCUGUUUUUGUAUAUUUUUGCUACUUGGUUUUUCUUGAUCAUAGCGAUUUUGUGCUUGGUCUGUGUUGUCUUAGGAUGCAGUCUCCUGUACUAGCUUAUAAUAUUCCCAUACCAAAGUCAUGGGGAAACCAACAUUAUUUUGUUUUUGGUUUAUUUAUACUAUAUUCUGCAUACAGUACUUUAAAUGCCAAUUACAGUGCAAUCUUUAUUUAUUGUAAAAUUUUUUAAAUGUACUUAUGUACUAAUUUUCCCUUGUAGCAUGUUAUUUUUUGUGUGUGUUUUAUACUUUUGUAAUUUUAGGUCAGUCUUGUUCCUUGGCAACAGCUGUAGUAUUACCAAUCUUCUGACAUUUUCUUGUGUUUUUAAAAGAUAAGAGCAUCGAGUGCAUUAAAUGCCAAAAAAAAGAAAAAGAAAAAAUCCAUUAUCAGUGAUUAAAACGUUUACAUGUACCCAAAAAACCAUAAUCAUCUCUUAAAAGAAAGCGCUAAGAUCAGUGAAUUAUUGUGUGCCUAUAUUGAUGUAGUAAGUACUAGAGAGUUUUGUAUUUUGUUAUUGACUAUAAUAAUUAGUUUAAUUAGCCUUGCAAAGUGAUGGCAUCAAGGUAAAUACGUUUUUUUGCCAAAGUUCUGGCCUUCCAAAACUCAGCCCUCUACUUAAUUGUGUGUUAUGACCCAAUAUAACAUUGCAUCUGCAUUUUCUGAGACCAUCUCAGGCAGGUGUUUGGUUUUUUUUUUGUUUUUUUUUUUUUGUGGGGGAAAGGCAUUUUUUUAAGCAAUGAAAAUUCAACAGAGUACAAAAUCCCUGUUUGCAGGGGGGUAAAGUCCCUUUUUGGAAACACUUCAGAGCUGCUGCUAUAAAGAAAUUCUCGGAAUUGGUUGAAAUGUUUUAAAUGAAAUAAUGCGUUAGGCCAAGAUGAUUGCUAUGAGUACUUUAUCUUUUUUGAGAUUUUCAUCCUGUUGAACCACCAGAAGGCUGAAGUGUGUCACCGACCGGCUGACUGCACUUUAUUUUAUUGUUCUCCAUGAUUUGGUAUUCAUCAUCCCUUUGGUCAAAAAAUUAUUACUCCAUCUGGCACCGUUUUCUAUUACAAAGAUGUAUAUGUGACAUUGAUACACAGCUAUAUAUAUAUUGCCAUUACACACGAACAAUAAAAUAAAGUGUUACAUUAACCUUAUUUCUUUGCCCUUUUGCAAUAUGUAGGAAUGAGUGUCUGGCUUCCGAUGCUCUGUAUGUCACACUCAUCCCUGGCACAAGAAAUUCCAGUCAUGUGAAGCAAACCGCCCUUUGUCCUCAAAGAAAUGGUCUCAAAAGAAAACUUUUUUAAGAAGAUUUUUUUCAUAUUAUCUGCCUUGUUCUUAUCAACUUGAAAUGUUGGCAUUUUCUAACUGUGUUUUGUUGGCUACAGUAAUUCAGUAUUCCUGUCAAAAUUGAAAAGUGCCCUAAUUGAAUGUGUUUGAAUGUUAUCCUUGCACAGUUCUUUAAAUUGAAAGACAAAAUGUUUUACCUCACUGUUGGACAUACAUUCCAAGCUUUUCAACUUUAGGAGGAAAAAAAAAAAUCAUGUUUUCCUGUAUUGUAAAUUUUAGACUAUUUCAUAUACAUUGUAUUAAAACUGCCGUAUCAAUUUUAAUGUAUAGAUUUUGCAAAUACUAUGCUAUAUGUAAUACCUAACUGUAUCUGUAGUGUAUAUGUAAUAUAUUUAUGCCCAAUAAAUGUUUUAAUUCUUUCUGA
Molecule: messenger RNA, 7205 nt
Organism: Zalophus californianus (California sea lion)
Lineage: Eukaryota; Metazoa; Chordata; Mammalia; Carnivora; Otariidae
Gene: FNDC3B
Product: fibronectin type III domain containing 3B
Exons: 27
Coding region: 307-3933 (1208 amino acids)
Molecular function (GO): protein binding
Source: RefSeq, a predicted model, not a curated record